Messenger RNA from Chanos chanos (milkfish), 2829 nucleotides. It is a transcript of the gene slc8a1b, whose product is annotated as solute carrier family 8 member 1b. The record is from RefSeq and is a predicted model, not a curated record. The coding region runs from base 1 to 2829 and encodes 942 amino acids. Gene Ontology annotation, molecular function: calcium:sodium antiporter activity. Gene Ontology annotation, cellular component: sarcolemma; postsynapse; axon. The transcript is spliced from 6 exons. Lineage: Eukaryota; Metazoa; Chordata; Actinopteri; Gonorynchiformes; Chanidae. Gene Ontology annotation, biological process: sodium ion transmembrane transport; cell communication; calcium ion import across plasma membrane.
AUGAGGCCUCUCAAGACCACCUUUCUCUGGCAGGGCCUGAGGGGUCUGGUCAUUGCGACAAUUCUCUUCAGCAAUGUCCAUCAUGUGAUUUCAGAAAACACCCCAAAUCAUGGCCAAGACCAUCCCGUAGUCACCAAUGGUUCAGGGAAUUGUGGAGGGACUACCAAAUGCUUAAAGGGGGUGGUUUUGCCUGUUUGGGAACCUCAAAACCCCUCAUUCGGGGACAAGGUGGCACGAGCCACUGUAUAUUUUGUGGCUCUGGUUUAUAUGUUCCUCGGAGUGUCCAUCAUUGCUGACAGAUUCAUGGCAUCCAUUGAGGUCAUCACCUCUCAGGAGAAGGAGAUUACUAUCAAGAAGCCAAAUGGUGAGACCACAACGACAACUGUACGUAUCUGGAAUGAAACCGUGUCCAACCUUACCCUCAUGGCUUUGGGAUCUUCUGCUCCAGAGAUCCUGUUGUCUGUUAUUGAAGUCUGUGGGCAUGGGUUUGAUGCUGGUGAGCUUGGGCCUUCCACCAUUGUGGGUAGCGCGGCUUUCAAUAUGUUUGUGAUCAUUGGAAUCUGUGUUUACGUGGUUCCAGACGGAGAGCACCGCAAGGUGAAACACCUUCGCGUGUUUUUUGUCACGGCUGCCUGGAGUAUCUUCGCUUACCUCUGGCUCUAUCUGAUUCUUGCUGUCAUCUCACCGGGUGUUGUCCAGGUGUGGGAGGGGCUUUUGACCCUCUUCUUCUUCCCCAUUUGUGUCGUGUUUGCCUGGAUUGCAGACCGACGCCUGCUGUUCUACAAAUAUGUUUACAAGCGGUACAGGGCUGGCAAGCAGCGUGGCAUGAUCAUUGAGACUGAAGGUGACCGGCCACUGCCAUCCAAAGUUGACAUUGAGAUGGAUGGGAAGAUGUUGAACUCCCAUGCUGUUGACUUUCUGGAUGGGACCUUGGCUUUGGAUCUGGAUGAUAAGGAUUUGGAUGAAGAGGAAGCUCGCCGUGACAUGGCCAAGAUCCUGAAGGAGCUGAAACAGAAGCAUCCAGAUAAAGAAGUUGAACAGCUGAUCGAACUCGCCAACUACCAAGUCCUCAGCCAGCAGCAGAAGAGUCGAGCAUUUUACCGUUGCCAGGCAACACGCCUGAUGACAGGUGCUGGGAACAUUCUGAAGAAGCAUGCAGCAGAUCAGGCCAGGAAAGCCGUGAGCAUGCAUGAGGUCCGAUCUGACACCGGCGAGAAUGAUCCAAUCUCCAAGAUCUACUUUGACCCUGGUUCCUACCAGUGUUUGGAAAACUGUGGAACAGUGGCGGUGAACGUGGUUCGGCGAGGUGGAGACAUCACACAAACAGUGUCCGUGGAUUUCCGAACCGAAGAUGGCACGGCAAAUGCUGGCUCAGACUAUGAGUUCACUGAGGGCACGGUGGUGUUCAAACCAGGUGAGACACAGAAAGAGAUCCGUGUCGGAAUCAUAGACGAUGACAUCUUUGAGGAGGACGAGAACUUCUUGAUCCACCUAAGCAAUGUCCGCGUAGUCUACGAAGGUGCAGAACCCGACACUACUGAAGCCAAUCACGUGGAGACCAUGGCAACACUUGGCCUGCCCUCCACUGCAACUGUGACCAUUUUCGACGAUGACCAUGCAGGAAUCUUCACAUUUGAGGAGCCGGUGGUUCAUGUGAGUGAGAGCGUUGGUGUGAUGGAGGUGAAGGUUUUGCGUACAUCUGGAGCCCGUGGCGUUGUCAUGGUACCCUACAAGACCAUUGAGGGGUCAGCUCGAGGAGGAGGAGAGGACUUUGAGGACACCCAUGGAGUUCUGGAGUUCCAAAAUGAUGAGAUCUUGAAGACGAUAUCAGUCAGGUUACUCGAUCGAGAGGAGUACAGUAAACAGUGCAGUUUCUACAUACUGCUACAAACACCACAGUGGAGAAGGAGAGGAUGGACAGAUCAAAGAGAGGAUCAGAAGGAGGCGGGACAGGAAGAGGAGGAGCCAUUGACUGGGCAGGAGGAAGAGGAACGACGUAUUGCUGAGAUGGGGAAACCCACACUAGGAGACCAUGUCAAACUGGAGGUCAUCAUUGAGGAGUCUUACGAGUUCAAGAACACUGUAGACAAACUGAUAAAGAAAACCAACUUGGCUCUUCUGGUUGGAACAAACAGCUGGAGAGACCAGUUCAUCGAAGCCAUCACAGUCAGCGCUGGUGAGGAUGAUGACGAUGAGGAGUGCGGAGAGGAGAAGCUGCCAUCCUGUUUCGAUUAUGUCAUGCACUUUCUGACCGUUUUCUGGAAGGUUCUGUUUGCAUUUGUCCCACCCACUGACUACUGGAACGGAUGGGCGUGUUUUGUGGUGUCAAUCAUCAUGAUUGGGCUUUUGACAGCAUUGAUUGGGGACCUGGCCUCUCAUUUUGGCUGCACUGUCGGCCUCAAAGAUUCUGUGACUGCUGUCGUUUUCGUGGCUCUCGGAACCUCUGUACCAGACACGUUUGCCAGUAAAGUGGCGGCGACACAGGACCAGUACGCUGAUGCAUCCAUCGGUAACGUGACCGGCAGUAACGCGGUGAACGUGUUUUUGGGGAUUGGCGUGGCUUGGUCCAUCGCUGCCGUAUAUCACCACGCCAAAGGCAAGGAGUUCCGGGUGGAUCCGGGGAACCUGGCCUUCUCCGUCACCCUCUUCACCAUCUUCGCCUUCAUCUGCGUGGCCGUGCUGCUGUACCGGCGCCGGCCCGAUAUUGGCGGAGAGCUGGGAGGCCCGCGGACUGCUAAAGCACUCACCACCAUGCUGUUUGUCAGCCUCUGGCUGCUUUACAUUCUCUUCUCCUCUCUGGAGGCUUACUGCCACAUCAAGGGCUUCUAA